AUGAAUGAAGACUUUCUACUGAUCGUGCUCAAGGACCUACUUCCUCGACGUCGCGAAUUACGAUUGAUUUUAAUGAGUGCCACUUUGAACGCUGAACUCUUAUCGGCUUACUAUGGAGGAGCACCUACAAUUCAUAUACCGGGCUUUACCCAUCCAGUCAGGGCACACUUCUUAGAAGAUGUGCUGGACAUUACAGGAUAUAAGCUGACUUCCUUUAAUCAAAUUGAUGAUUAUGGACAAGAUAAAUUGUGGAAAACUCAGAAGCAGCUGACUCCAAGGAAAAGGAAGAAUCAGAUCACUACACUUGUUGAGGAUGCUCUUAAUAAAACAAGUUUUGAGACUUAUAGCUCCAGGGUCCGUGAUUCUUUGUCAAACUGGAUGCCUGAUUGCAUAGGCUUUAAUCUUAUUGAGGCCGCUCUUUGCCAUAUAUGUCGGAAGGAGCGGCCAGGGGCUGUACUAGUAUUCAUGACUGGGUGGGAGGACAUUACCUCUUUGAAGGAUCAGCUUAAAUCUCAUCCACUUUUAGGUGAUCCCAACAGGAUUCUGCUCCUUACUUGCCAUGGUUCUAUGGCAACAUCUGAACAGAAACUCAUAUUUGAGAGGCCGCCACCUAAUAUUCGUAAAAUUGUACUAGCUACAAACAUGGCUGAGGCAAGUAUUACCAUUAAUGACGUAGUUUUUGUGGUUGAUUGCGGAAAAGCAAAAGAAACCACCUAUGAUGCCUUGAACAAUACACCUUGUUUGCUGCCUUCGUGGAUAUCACAAGCAUCUGCCCGACAAAGAAGGGGCAGGGCUGGCCGCGUCCAGCCAGGUGAAUGUUACCACCUAUACCCUAAAUGUGUUUACGAGGCUUUUGCUGAAUAUCAACUCCCCGAGCUUCUUCGGACUCCAUUGAACUCUCUGUGUUUGCAAAUAAAAAGUUUGCAAGUUGAAAGUAUAGCAGAAUUCUUAUCAGCUGCACUCCAGCCACCAGAAUCGUUGGCUGUGUUCAAUGCCAUUGGCUUUCUGAAAAUGAUUGGGGCACUCGACGAAAAAGAAAACUUGACAAAUCUUGGAAAAUUUUUAUCGAUCCUUCCAGUAGAUCCUAAGCUGGGGAAAAUGCUUAUAAUGGGUGCAAUCUUCCGCUGCUUUGACCCAGUACUAACUAUUGUAUCUGGACUUAGCGUGAGGGAUCCAUUCCUCUUGCCUCAAGACAAAAAGGAAUUAGCAGGGACAGCAAAGUCUAGAUUCUCAGCGAAAGACUACAGCGAUCACAUGGCUCUUGUCCGUGCUUAUGAGGGGUGGAAAGAUGCUGAAAGAGAAGGAUCAGCAUAUGAAUAUUGCUGGAGAAACUUUCUGUCUGCACAAACCAUGCAAGCCAUUCAUUCCCUGCGUAAGCAGUUCAGCUUCAUCCUGAAGGAUGCUGGUCUCACAGAUGGAGACAUGAGUUCUAAUAACAAAUUAAGUCACAGUCAGUCAUUGGUUCGAGCAAUAAUAUGUGCUGGCUUGUAUCCUGGCAUAGCCUCAGUUGUGCACAGAGAAACAACAAUGUCUUUUAAGACAAUGGAUGAUGGCCAAGUCCUACUAUAUGCGAAUUCUGUCAAUGCUCGCUACCAGACUAUUCCUUAUCCAUGGCUUGUCUUUAGCGAAAAAGUAAAAGUCAAUGCCGUUUUCAUACGUGAUUCAACUGGUGUCUCAGAUUCUAUGUUGAUCCUUUUCGGUGGCACUCUUCAUCGUGGGGUACAGGGAGGACACCUGAAAAUGUUGGAUGGCUACAUCGAUCUGUUCAUGGAUCCUAGUUUGGCAGACUGCUAUCUGAAUCUCAAGGAAGAACUGGAUAAGGUUAUUCAAAAGAAGCUUGAAGAUCCAAACAUUGACCUUUACAAAGAAGGCAAGUAUCUUAUGCUUGCUGUCCAAGAAAUCGUAUCAGGAGAUCAAUGCGAAGGGAGAUUUGUAUUCGGUCGAGAAAGCAAACGACCAAAAGAAUCAAGCGAUGACAGCAGAUUCACAAAAGACGGCUCGAACCCAAAGAGCUUGCUACAAACUCUCCUGAUGAGAGCUGGGCAUUCCCCUCCCAAAUACAAGACGAAGCAUCUGAAGACGAAUGAGUUCAGAGCACUGGUGGAGUUCAAAGGAAUGCAAUUUGUAGGGAAACCAAGGAGAAACAAGCAGCUAGCAGAGAGGGAUGCAGCCAUUGAGGCACUUGCCUGGUUGACUCACACAUCCACUGAUACCAACCAAAAUGAGGAAGACGGGGAUGAUAACAGCUCCCGACCUGAUGUCACCGACAACAUGCUCAAACUACUCGGGAAACGCAGAAGAUCAAAGCGUCGACCUGGUUGA
Messenger RNA from Linum trigynum, 2322 nucleotides. The record is from the annotation of a GenBank genome assembly. Lineage: Eukaryota; Viridiplantae; Streptophyta; Magnoliopsida; Malpighiales; Linaceae.